Messenger RNA from Cucurbita moschata (crookneck pumpkin), 1900 nucleotides. RefSeq names its product high mobility group B protein 9-like. Gene Ontology annotation, molecular function: DNA binding. The record is from RefSeq and is a predicted model, not a curated record. The coding region runs from base 52 to 1131 and encodes 359 amino acids. The transcript has 6 exons. Lineage: Eukaryota; Viridiplantae; Streptophyta; Magnoliopsida; Cucurbitales; Cucurbitaceae.
CUUUUCUUCUCUGUCUUUUCUGAUUUUCCCGGCCACUUCUGUUGACCGGUCAUGUCAACGCCGGCGAGGACCAAGAGCUGGAAUGGCGACGUGGAUAAGCAUUACCCACCGGCGCUGGCCACCCAUGAUGAAGUUAUUUCUGACCCCAUUGUGUUUUGGGACACUUUGAGGCGUUUUCAUUUUGUGAUGAACACCAAGUUCAUGAUUCCUGUGAUCGGAGGGAAGGAGCUAGACUUGCAUGUUUUGUAUUCAGAGGUUACAAGGAGGGGCGGCCAUGAAAAGGUUGUUGCAGAGAAGAAAUGGAGGGAAGUUGGAGGUAUAUUUAAGUUUUCUCCUACGACCACAAGUGCUUCGUUUGUAUUGAGAAAACACUAUCUAAGUCUUCUGUACCAUUAUGAGCAAGUUUACUUGUUCGGCCGGCAGGGCCCCAUCUGUGCCCCUCAAGGUCCCUUUUUGUUCUCCCCUUCCAUUUUUCCUUUUUUACUUUAUCCGUUAUUUUCCAUAUCGGAUUUUGCUGUAAAUCUGAGUUGGGUUUUGUCCUUUUCUUCUUCUACAGCGCCAUUAUCUUUUGGUAGCCCUACGAGGGAUAGCGAAUUGGCUAUGGUGGAAUAUACUCCCAAGACAACGUCGUUUUCGCCUGCGGAAGUUACUGGAACAAUUGAUGGGAAAUUCGACUGUGGUUACCUAGUGACUGUGAAAUUGGGAUCCGAGGUUCUUAGAGGAGUACUUUACCAUCCAGAUCAGCCAGUCCCGUCUGAUCUACGGCCUCAGUCUACAAAUGCUAUUAUACCUUACACUGGUGGCAGACAGAGACACGCUGGUCGACGACACCGGAGACGCCGGAGAAAGACAGACCCUAACCACCCAAAACCGAACAGAAGUGGGUACAAUUUCUUCUUUGCAGAGAAGCAUUACAAGCUCAAAUCUCUGUACCCAAACAGAGAGAGGGAGUUCACCAAGAUGAUUGGAGAGUCUUGGAACAAACUAAGUCCUGAAGAAAGGAUGGUUUAUCAAAACAUUGGGCUGAAAGACAAGGAAAGAUACAAGAGAGAGUUGAAAGAGUACAAGGAGAAAAUGAGGCAGGCAACUGCUGAUAUUCAGGCAACUAACUGUUCAAAACAUGGAGAGUAACAAAGAGGGAAGAGAAUUCAGCAGUUUAGGUUCUUAUAUCCAAGUGCUUGGCCUCAAACUGCUGCUACACACUACAAUGUCACUAUUGGAACUCUCAUACUAUGCUGCUACACACUAGAUUCUUAGAAUUUUCAACUUUGAAAUGACAGAGGAAUGUGCCCUUUUUAACUUCGUUUUUGUUUCUUAUUCCAUCAGUGGUCAUGAUGAAGCCAACCAAAUGAGCCUUAGAGAGAGGCUUCUUCUGUGUCAUGUGCUACAAUAUUCGAAUAUUAACAAACAUGGUUUAAAAGAAAGUAAACAAAGGCACAGAAGCAAAUGAGUGAAUGUUAGAAACAGUUGAUCAUAUAUGCACAAGAACGUUAGAAUUUUCAUCAACUGAGUCAUGUAAUGAUCAUUAGAAUAUCUCUUCAGGUGAGAAAGCCACUUCUGCAAUCGGAUUAGGCCAAGAGCCUUUCACUUCAAACCUUGCAGCCUCUCUUAAGAGGGGCAGUGGCAUUCCCUUUUGCUAAAUCAGAAAUUGCCCUUUUGUUGGGUGCGUGGGUGUCUACUUCACUAUUUCGAUCCUAUGUUUGUUUGUUUAUCAAAAUGCUGAUUACUACGUAAUCUAAGAUUGUUAAACUGAGUCCAAGUUAUAGAAUUUGGGUUUCUUAAGUCUAAAAACAAAAUGAAUUUGCUAAUCAUGUAGACAUUUGGCAUAUCAUCACAUAAAUAGAACAUAAGCUAAAAUUCCUACAAGUCAUUCACUCAAAUCAAGUGACAAAAAAUUGUU